CCGAGGAAGGAGGCGGAGGAAGGAGUGCUGGAAGUGGGGGAUGCUUGUUAUGGCUGUCAAACCUGUGGCGGUCAAAAUAAAACCUUUUAUUCACGUCGGACUGACGGGAGUCGUUUUGCAACAUGUACACUGCAGCUAUUGCGGUGUGGCCGGUGAUAGUGGUCACCAUCCUCUCGAGGUCGCAUGCGGACCGGAACGUCUACCCGUCUGCAGGUGUGCUGUUUGUUCAUGUCCUGGAGAGGGAAUAUUUCAAAGGAGAGUUCCCUCCCUACCCAAAAUCAGGCGAUGCUGGCAAUGACCCCAUCACUUUCAACACCAACUUGAUGGGCUACCCUGACAGGCCGGGCUGGCUACGCUACAUCCAGCGGACUCCUCACAGUGAUGGGGUGCUCUAUGGCUCCCCCACUGCUGAGCUGGUUGGCAAGCCCACCAUCAUAGAGAUUACCGCCUAUAACAGACGCACUUUUGAGACAGCGCGGCAUAACUUGGUCAUAAACAUCAUGUCUACAGAAGAGUUCCCCCUCCAAUACCAGGCAGAGUUCUAUAUCAAGAACAUGAAUGUGGAGGAGAUGCUGGCCAGUGAGGUGUUGGGGGACUUUCUGGGGGCUGUGAAGAACGUAUGGCAACCCGAGCGCCUAAAUGCGAUCAACAUCACCUCAGCACUUGACCGCGGCGGGCGCGUGCCUCUGCCUAUCGACGAUCUCAAGGAGGGGGUAUAUGUAAUGGUGGGUGCUGAUGUUCCCUUCUCGUCUUGCCUACGGGAGGUGGAAAGCCCCCACAACCAGCUGCGAUGCAGCCAGGAGAUGGAGCCCGUUAUCAGCUGUGACAAGAAGUUCAGAGCGCAGUUCCACAUUGACUGGUGUAAAAUCUCCCUGGUUGAUAUUGCUAAGGUGGUGAUGGUGCAUAAUAACCGCCCUGACCUGGGCACUGGAGUCCUGCCUGAAAUUGGGGAGUACAAACCCCCGUCUGAGUCACUGAAGAGCCGGGACUACUUUUACGACUUCCUCGUCACGCUGGCAGUUCCCUCCGCCGUGGCGGUGGUUCUAUUCUUCAUCCUUGGUUAUUCCAUGUGCUGCAGAAGGGAAGGGGUGGAAAAAAGAAACAUGCAAACACCAGCCAUCCAGCUGGUUCACCAUAGCUCCAUCCAGAAGUCCUCCAAAGAGCUGAGGAGUAUGUCUAAGAAUCGGGAGAUCUCCUGGCCCCUCUCCACCCUGCCCGUCUUCAACCCUGUAAGCGGCGAAGUGGUGCCACCCAUCCACCCCGACAACUACGAGACCACCAGCAUGCCUCUCAUGCAGACACAGACGAACCUGCAAAACCAGAUUACAAUACCCCAACAACGGCCACAAGGUAAAUGGUAUUCCUGAGGAGAGAAAGGUGGCCGAAGCUAUCAACUUGUGACCUGAAACCAGCUUUGGAGCUGAUUUCACCUGCCCACUUAAAAUUUUUUUAUCUUACAUUUGUGCCAAUCUGCAUGCCUCAAAGGUGUCCAAAUAUAUUAAUAGUGUCCAUGUGCACUUUUUGUAUUUAGCAUCUAGGACAAAUCAGUGUGUGCGUGUGUGUGUGUGUGUGUGUGUGUGGGUGAGAGAGAGGCUGAAGUAGAGAACAGAAGAGCCCUAAAGUAACAAUAAAAUAUUUUGAACUAUUUUGUGUAAAUGAUCCGAUAUUAUUAACGUUUGUACUUAUACUUGCCUUGGAUUGCACAACAGUCCUCUAAGAAAAGGGAUCACGACAGGGAGGUGCUUUAGUUGUCAUGUGUGAUUAAGGAUGUGUAACAAUGUCACAUGAUAACAGUAAAUCAUUUUUCAAGUAAUUUUUAUAAGUACUUGUGUCCUACAAAAAACAAAAACGAGUUAAUAAAUAUCUUACA
Messenger RNA from Lampris incognitus (smalleye Pacific opah), 1870 nucleotides. It is a transcript of the gene sgce, whose product is annotated as sarcoglycan, epsilon. Gene Ontology annotation, cellular component: membrane; sarcoglycan complex. The transcript is spliced from 11 exons. The record is from RefSeq and is a predicted model, not a curated record. The coding region runs from base 123 to 1367 and encodes 414 amino acids. NCBI's taxonomy places the organism in Eukaryota, Metazoa, Chordata, Actinopteri, Lampriformes, Lampridae.